Messenger RNA from Anisakis simplex (herring worm), 624 nucleotides. NCBI's taxonomy places the organism in Eukaryota, Metazoa, Nematoda, Chromadorea, Rhabditida, Anisakidae. The record is from the annotation of a GenBank genome assembly.
AUGGAAACUGAUCAGCGCACAUUAUUCAUUGAACAAACGAAACGUGAACGUGAAACAAGACAGCAUCAGAAAGAGAUCACAACUACGGUCUAUGCGAUCCAGGCUGUUGCACGAGGCAUUUUACAAAGACGCAAGUUCGCGAAUCUGAUAAGGAACGAUUUUGAUCGUUUAUUCGGAGAGUUCGUCGAUUUUGAAAAGGAUAAGAAAUUACCGGAAUGCAAAGAAACUCUUCGUAUCGCACUCAUUUUCAGUCGUAUUGCAAAAUUUCCAGAUGAUACCAAGAGUAUGUCUUCUACAAGUGUGCAACAUUCGUUCGCGGCACUUUUCCUAUCCAAGAAUCACAUCCAGCCCGCGAAUCGCCUCAUCACUUCACUGUUCACAUUGAUUCCAGUGUUCGCUUCUCAUCUCGAGAUCGAAAAGGUGGCAGAUGGCAAAGCGAUAUCAUUGUUUGUGCAUUUUUUGGUGACGUUUUCGAGUUGUAACAGUUGGGCGUUGGUGCGUGAGAAUGCGCAAAUCUCAGCAGUACUCAAUCAGAUGUGCAACAAAACACUUUCGUCGAGUAUUUCUGAGCCGAAAAAUUUCAUCAGUUUAACGGUUCGUUUUUUUAAAUUUUCAUUCGACUGA